Molecule: messenger RNA, 252 nt
Organism: Staurois parvus
Lineage: Eukaryota; Metazoa; Chordata; Amphibia; Anura; Ranidae
Source: the annotation of a GenBank genome assembly
GGGGCGGAACCAAGGGGUGGUGCUCAGGAGUGGGUAGGGGGCGGAACCAAGGGGUGGUGUUCGGAGGUGGGUAGGGGGCAGAACCAAGGGGUGGUGUUCGGAGGUAGAACCAAGGGGUGGUGUUCGGAGGUGGGUAGGGGGCAGAACCAAGGGGUGGUGCUCGGAGGUGGGUAGGGGGCAGAACCAAGGGGUGGUGUUCGGAGGUGGGUAGGGGGCAGAACCAAGGGGUGGUGUUCGGAGGUGGGUAGGGGG